Molecule: messenger RNA, 1433 nt
Organism: Selaginella moellendorffii
Lineage: Eukaryota; Viridiplantae; Streptophyta; Lycopodiopsida; Selaginellales; Selaginellaceae
Product: serine/threonine-protein kinase SRK2A
Exons: 8
Coding region: 167-1303 (378 amino acids)
Biological process (GO): intracellular signal transduction; protein phosphorylation
Molecular function (GO): protein serine/threonine kinase activity; ATP binding
Source: RefSeq, a predicted model, not a curated record
CACCCGUUUUACCGGUAGUUAUCCACAAUCCACGAGCUGUUGCUUGGGAGAAAGGGAAAAAGGAAAACCAAAAAAUAAUAGAUACACUAAAUACACUGGCAAAGUGCGCUGCGGUAGUGCUUUUGCUCCUGCUAGGGCUUUUGGAUUGGCUCGCAGAUCCGGCGCCAUGGACGACAGCGGAGUGGAGGGCGAGGCCGCGGGCGCCACCGCCGCCGCUGGUCCGGAUUAUCCGCUCCUCCACGACACGGAGCGCUUCGAGCUGGUGCGGGACAUAGGGUCGGGAAAUUUCGCUGUGGCGAGGCUCGUCCGCGAUCGCGUCACACAGGAAUUGUUCGCGGUCAAGUACAUUGAGCGCGGGGACAAGAUUGAUGAGAAAGUCCAGAGGGAGAUUAUCAACCACCGCUCAAUGCGACAUCCCAAUAUCGUGCGCUUCAAGGAGGUCAUGCUGACGCCUACUCAUCUCGCCAUUGUCAUGGAAUACGCUGCCGGCGGUGAGCUCUUCGAGAGGAUUUGCAACGCGACCAGAUUUGGCGAAGACGAGGCAAGGUUCUUCUUUCAGCAGCUAAUUUCCGGUGUGAGUUACUGCCACAACAUGGAAGUCUGCCACCGGGAUCUAAAGCUGGAGAACACGCUACUCGACGGCAGCCCGGCUCCACGUCUCAAAAUUUGUGACUUCGGCUACUCAAAGGUAUCGAGCAUUCCGGAAGAGGAGCUAAUCCAAUCCUGUUUGUGCUCCUUCCAGUCGUCCGUUUUUGAUUCGCAGCCAAAGUCAACAGUGGGAACCCCGGCAUACAUUGCACCGGAGGUGCUGUCCACCAAGAACUACGAUGGGAAGAUUGCAGAUGUAUGGUCCUGCGGCGUCACCCUGUAUGUCAUGCUCGUCGGUGCCUACCCCUUCGAGGACCCGGAGGAUCCCAAAAACUUUCGCAAGACGAUUGGAAGAAUACUUAGCGUCCAGUACUCCAUCCCGCAAUCGGUGGACAUCUCUCCAGAGGCGCACGAUCUCUUGUCCCGCAUUUUUGUUGGGAAUCCCAACCAGAGGAUCAACAUUGCCGGUAUAAAGAACCACCCUUGGUUCCUCAAGAACUUACCAGCGGAGCUGAGCGAUGCUGGAACGAGCACCGUGGACGAUCCAAGCCAUCCUCAGAGCAUCGAGGAUAUAAUGCGGAUCAUAACCGAGGCAAGGAUUCCCGGCGUUCGGGAGUACCUGGACAACGGGGGCCUGGAUUUUGACGACAUGGAUUUGGAGAACGACUUAGACCCAGACUUGGACAGCAGUGGAGAAUUCGUGUGUGCCUUGUAGUAAGAAAAAGGCGAUGAAGGAAGUGUUAAAAGAAGAAAGAAUCAUAUCGGCCCUGUUUAUUUCUACAACGCGGGAUGUAAAAAAAACUAGUCAUACCUAUGUUAAGUAUAUCAGAAAUCCAUUAUAUCCA